CAACAUAACAUACCAACAUCACUUGCGGAGUUUGCUGAUUCACGGGAAGAGAAGCGUAUAAUUUGAGAUGAGUUCUUCACGUUACGACCGUGCUGUGACUGUAUUUUCGCCUGAUGGCCACCUUCUUCAGGUCGAAUACGCACAAGAGGCCGUCAGAAAGGGCUCGACGGCGGUUGGUGUUCGCGGCAAGGACGUAGUAGUGCUCGGCGUGGAGAAAAAGUCUGUGGCGAAACUGCAGGAAGAGCGGACCGUCCGAAAGGUCUGCCUUCUGGAUGACCACAUCGUGAUGGCUUUUGCUGGUCUGACUGCUGACGCGAGAGUUUUGAUCAACCGCGCCCAGAUCGAAUGCCAGUCUCACAAGCUGACCGUCGAGGACCCUGCCACCUUGGAGUACAUCACAAGGUACAUCGCCGAACUCAAACAGGCGUACACACAGAGCAACGGCCGCAGGCCCUUCGGUAUUUCAUGCCUGCUUGGCGGAUUUGACCCUGACGGCACCCCUCGUCUUUACCAGACUGAGCCCUCUGGCAUCUACUACGAGUGGAAGGCAAACGCAACUGGUCACAGCGCCAAGACGGUUUUGGAAUUUUUAGAAAAAUAUUACACUCCAGAAGAAGUGUCUUCAGAGCGAGGAGCUGUUAAACUGGCCAUCCGAGCCCUUCUAGAGGUUGUCCAGUCUGGUCUGAAGAACCUGGAAGUGGCCGUGAUGCGUAAAGACGCUCUGCUAGAGAUGUUGGAUGCUGAGAAAAUCAGUCAGUACGUUACUGAAAUCGAGAAGGAAAAGGAAGAGGAAGCUGAGAAGAAGAAGCAGAAGAAGUAAAGGGAGGGCUAUUAAUUAUCUCGCACGCAAGGCUUUGUAAUAUGUUAAUUAAUUAAACAGUUUUCAUUUCAUUCGAAUAA
Cloeon dipterum is the source of this 900-nucleotide messenger RNA. RefSeq names its product proteasome alpha4 subunit (gene Prosalpha4). Gene Ontology annotation, cellular component: nucleus; proteasome core complex, alpha-subunit complex; proteasome core complex. The record is from RefSeq and is a predicted model, not a curated record. Lineage: Eukaryota; Metazoa; Arthropoda; Insecta; Ephemeroptera; Baetidae. The transcript is spliced from 5 exons. Bases 68 to 820 code for a protein of 250 amino acids. Gene Ontology annotation, biological process: proteasomal protein catabolic process; ubiquitin-dependent protein catabolic process.